GCACAAAGGGGGUGAACGUGUCCAGACGCACAUUCACACAAUACCCCCCGGGGGGCACACCUGCACCUGCACGUCCAUUUCCUGGAAAAAAGGGGGGACGGGGCGUGGGAAAUUCCCCAAUACUGGCCACUUACUACUGAUGCAUACCCUGGAAGAGUCCACGAUGCCAGGAUAUGGCGACAAUCAGAUGUUAAGGUGGCUAUGCAAGCUUUUAAUGCAGAGAACCGUAGGCCAUAUUUACUACUGGGAGAUGCAGGAUAUCCACUUUCACCUUACAUUCUUACACCUAUAGUUGAUGCAGCCGAAGGCACCCCAGAAUAUCGGUACACACGUCGACAUACACACACACGUUGUGCUAUUGAAAGGGUAUUUGGAAUGUUGAAGGGAAGGUUCAGGUGCCUACAUAAGGAUCGAGUUUUAUUCUAUGAACCAGAGAAGGUAGUAAAGUUCUUCAAAAGUUGUGCAAUAUUGCACAACAUAAUGAUAGACAAUGGAUUACAACUAGAUGACGAAGAUUUUAAUGAAUCAGAAGAUGAUGACGAGGAACAGCCUGGAGAUGAUGAAGUGCACGGCCCAGCUGCAAGAAGAGAACGAAAUCAAGAUUUGCAGAGGGGACGUCAACUCAGACAGCAAAUAAUGAACGAAUGUUUCAUGUGAUUACGUUAGUACUGUUAUUACCUCCAGUUUCAUAACAUUCAAAAAUUAUUUGUGUCAUUAAAUAAUGGAGGAAUUAUUUUAUCAGUAAUGAUUUUUAUUUCUUAAUUGCGAAUCAGUUAUUUAUGAUUAAAAUGAUGAUUUAUGUAUUAAAAUUCUUGUAAAAAUA
Fopius arisanus is the source of this 823-nucleotide messenger RNA. Its product is annotated as putative nuclease HARBI1. The record is from RefSeq and is a predicted model, not a curated record. Lineage: Eukaryota; Metazoa; Arthropoda; Insecta; Hymenoptera; Braconidae.